CUCUCGUUCCUCUUCUGUCUCCGUUCCAUAUGAACAAACGGCGCGUAUAUAGCGUAGUAUCCUAUAGUAAGGAGCGGUAAGGCUUUGAACGUCCUCAGUCGAUACCCGAACAGGGUGCACGGCUGGACGUGAUUCCGUCCUCCCCUCCUAUCUACCCCACAUCAACCUCACGAAAAUAAAUUACCCUAAAUAUUAAAAUUAUCAAAGCAAAUUCAAAAAACAAAAAAAAGUACCGCGAGUUUUGAAUUCCUUUUUUUUUCUGUCUUUGGUUUUAAAAUUGGCAAAAACGAAUUGAAAAGAAAAGAAAAACAAUUACACAGGUUCCAGGUGAGUAAAACCAAUCAUCAAAAAGUGUUUGGCGGCCGCGGAUCAAGAAUCCUCUCUCCUCUAAAAAACAAAACAAAAAAACCAAAAACAAAUCCCCCCCUCCGUUAAAGAAAAACCUAAAUUACCGAAGCGCAUAGAUAAUGAGUGGCAUUUAUUGUGUGUGCGUGUAUAUGUGCCUGUGCGUUUCGUGAGUGGUUUUGACGGCAGUGUGGUAUAUAAUAUUACGGCAGCAGCAACUUGUGCACCGAUUUUUGUUCAGCUGCUGCAUUUUCGUGCGGCCCACCCGACCGUAUCUGCAUAUCCCGCCGCAGUCAGCGGACAUCGUUAUACACAUCGUCGGCUGCUUUAGCUGUCGGUUCCAGUUCAGCAAAAAAAAAAAGUGGGGAACGGAGGGGAUAAAGAAAAACUAAACCCACCUAGUUCUUUGAUCUACCUGUAAUGAAGGACCUUGCUGUUGAUGGGGUGAACAUUUCGAUGACGCGGGUUGUGCUUUAGCGUGUUGCUUCAAAGUCGACUUUUCCUGAAGCGUUUGUCUUCAUCCAGCGCUUUCACCGACCAGUUUGGUGGUUUCGAAAUUCCUUUCGACCGUAUGAAAAAAUCUCGUGACACGGCAUCAACAAAGUUGGGCCAACGCCUUUACAUCGCGGCUCGAUCCGCCAUUAACUAUGGAUAAUUUAGAACGUCGAUGCUAUUUUAACAUCUGUGCGUGAACAAAAGCAAAGAACCCGAAGACAACCUAACAAACAAACCAAAAACUUUAACCAUGGAGACCAGUCGGUUAGGACGACGGCGAGGAGUUUCCCACCAACAAGAUUUGGCGCAAAAUGAGAGCAGACGAGAUGGUAAGAAUUCACGGUUUCAUCAGAGCCAUGAACAAUUGAGUCAGAAGCAAAACGAUCGAGAUGUCCCUGCCUUAGAAGGCAACAUCCUCAUCGGUCCGACAAUAGCUAGCCGGACAAGAAACAAACCUGAAAUGGCAAACGUUGCUGACCAGAAACGAUGUUUGAGUUGCCAAGUUUCGACGGUGGAGUCGUCCAGCACUCGCCUUUCAACAGCGUCGGUUCGCCAACAACACGACCACCACCCUGGGCAAAGACGACAAUUGAGAUCAAUGCCAGCGCUCGUGUGGCUGAGUGCAGCUCUGUUACUCAUGUGCUCAUGGGGCCCAACGGCGACGCGGGCAACUCGACUUGGGCAGCACGGAACAAUAGCGACGAGUGCAGGAAGUGCCGCCGAUCACGACUAUCAUACUAGCGGAACUCACACGACGACAACGGCUGAAGACUAUGAAGAUCCUUCGCUCAUAAUCAACACGCAGGCGGGCAGAAUUCGUGGCAUGACGGCCGUCGCACCCACCGGUAAGCAGGUGGACGUAUGGAACAGCAUUCCAUUCGGACAGCCGCCCGUGGGAGAUCUACGUUUCCGCCAUCCGAGGCCUAUGGAUCCGUGGGACGGCAUUAGGGACACCCGUGACAUGCCCAACUCGUGUUGGCAGACGAUGGAUGAUUUCUUCGGCAAUUUCGCUGGCUCCACUAUGUGGAAUGCAAAUACGGAAAGGAAUGAAGAUUGUCUUUACCUGAGCGUGACAGUGCCCCGGCCGCGACCCAAGAACGCAGCUGUCAUGGUCUGGAUCUUUGGCGGAGGGUUUGUCACUGGAUCGUCGACACUUGAUGUCUAUGACCCAAAGAUCCUCGUCUCUGAGGAAUCCAUCAUCUACGUGACGCUUCAGUAUCGAGUGGCUUCUCUCGGAUUUCUCUAUUUUGACCAGCCGGGCGCACCGGGUAACAUGGGCAUGCUCGACCAGACGAUGGCCCUUCAAUGGAUCCAUUCUAACAUCGCUCUCUUCGGCGGUAAUCCAAACAACAUUACCCUGUUUGGUGAAUCGGCCGGAGCCGCUAGUGUCUCUAUGCACCUGCUGUCACCGCUCAGUCGCAACCUGUUUAGUCAGGCCAUUAUGCAAAGUGGAUCAGCGACAGCUCCGUGGGCCACAGUCGACCGAGAAGAGACCAUCAUCCGUGGACUGAGACUCGCUGAAGCUGUUGGCUGCCCACACAGCCGGGCCAAUCUCAGCUCAGCGUUGGAAUGUUUGCGGACCAUUAACGCUUCAACACUUGUCAACAAUGAGGUGGCUCCGUUGGGUAUUUUGGAAUUCUCCUUCGUACCAAUCGUCGAUGGCGCCUUUUUGGACGAGUCGCCAAAACGUUCACUAGCAACACGCAACUUUAAAAAGUGUAACAUCAUGAUGGGCAGUAACACGGAAGAGGGCUACUUCUUCAUCUUCUACUACCUUUACAAUUUGUUUCCCAAAGAAGAGAAUGUCUACAUCAAUCGAGAGCAAUUCUUGCAGUCGGUCCAGGAGCUGAAUCCGUUCGCCAACAGCAUCGCUCGUCAGGCCAUCAUCUUCGAGUACACAGACUGGUCGAAUCCGGACGAUCCAAUUCGUAACCGUGACGCCCUGGACAAGAUGGUCGGUGACUACCAUUUCACAUGCAACGUCAACGAGUUUGCACAUCGCUACGCCGAGAUGGGCGGCAGCAACAACGUUUACAUGUACUAUUACACGCAUCGCUCGUCGACCCAGUUGUGGCCAACCUGGACAGGCGUCCUCCAUGCUGAUGAAAUCAAUUUCGUUUUUGGAGAACCACUCAAUCCCACCAAAGGCUACCAACCUCAGGAGAUUGCGCUCAGCAAAAAAAUGAUGCGCUAUUGGGCUAACUUUGCCCGUACUGGUAAUCCAAGCAAGAAUCCCGAUGGUUCUUGGACCCAAGAAUAUUGGCCAGUUCACACUCCUUACGGACGAGAAUAUCUCACGUUUGCUGCUAACCAUUCCUGGGUGGGCCGUGGACCUCGACUAAGGCAAUGUGCUUUCUGGAAAAAGUAUCUACCUAGUCUCAAAACGGCUGCAGCCAAUCUGCAACAGCCGCCAGCCCAGUGCCCAACCAGCAGCGGAGUGGCUUCCUUGGAUCGACAGGAUAUUCUGACUUUCUGCUCGCUUAUAAGCGUCGCUUUGUGGGUCAUGGUUGAGCUUCGAAAUCAGUGCUGAAAUCCUCGACGAUGACGUCUAACUAUAUAUCGUCCUAACACGCCCUUAACCCACGCAUCCUUAAGACUUGGAGAAGUGCCAGCGGGUCGGGCGGCGAAAGAGAAAUCCAGGAAUAACAAUCACCAAACAAUGAUCCCGUCAAAGAUUAAUCAGCUUACUGUCGAAGAUUUUCAAAAGAGUAGAGAAUUGAAUGAUGAGAAAAGGCAAAGAAAAAAAGGACAAAAUUAUUAUUCUUUUCAAUGCAAACGACAGUAUCGUCAUUUUCUGUGGGUGCGGUCACGAUGUUCCCAUAAGAGAGGAGCAUGGUGCCAAUCAUCUCUAAUGUACUGUAGUUGAUUAUGUUCUUUUAUACAGGCCAGUAUGCAAACACUAAAAUAACCUAUCCCUCCACACCUUUCGUCAGUUGCACCAUCUCCUUUGCUCGUGCUCUUGUGAACAAUUUUUGCGUGUGAUCGCAUCUUCAGUCUAACAUUUAAUUUAAUAUCAUUAAGUCCUACAGCGAAGAGAGAAAAAAAACUGACAAAACGUACAUGAAUGAGGAAGGUAUAUGUAACCGCAGGGUUGUUGAAUUCGGUUGUGUCAAUCCCUUUCUGGGAUUGAGUUCAUUAAUCCACUUCGUACGCCACAGACUGAGAGGGCUCAUUUGUAAACCAUUGAAUAGUUGAUUAGUUGUUUUUACUUUUCUUAUCGGCAUUCCUUUGUUUCUCUCUCAAAACGUUUGAUGAUGAUUAGUUGGGUGACUUUGCAUAAACAAUUUUAUAUGCAAAUUCCGUUGAAGAAUCAAUGAACGGUUCUACAUGAAGACCUAGGCGGCGAUGACCCAAACAUUCAUCAUCAUUCGCAGCUUACAGUUCAUCACUGCCAAUAUGAGCGAACAAAAGAAGCCUGGAAGAAAAUUGCUACUGUUUUCGUUAACUUCUACACACCUCAACGGCAAACUACUUUAGAACGGGGAAACUUUGAUUGUAGUAACACAUCCAUUCUGUUGUUUUAAACGACGACGAUAACGUUCCCUGGCCUAUCCAAAUCCGUCAAAUUUACUCCUCGUUCUCAUUACAUUUACCCUGUUUCUUGUUGGUAUACAACUUCUGUUGGUUUUGCAACUCACGUUUCAUCUUUUUACUUGACUGGACUGAGCUCAGUUUUUAUUUUUCAAAGUUAAUUUGAUAUCAUAUAUUUGAAUCGGAUUUUGAUGCAUCGUCAUCUGUGCUGACAUGUUUUGUUGAUUUAUUUACUACUGAUUUUAAAUUUUUCUUUUUUCUUUAUUUUUUUUUUUUUACUACCGAUUUGACUGGAUUCAUUAUAUUUAUCAUCCUUUGGGAUAUCGCUGAAGUUUUUUAUGUAGCUCCACCAUGGACACUGCCGUUUAUCUUCAAAUUGCCUUGCUAGCCUACUUCUGUCUCAUCAUCUACCACAUGGCUCUUUAUGACAAAAACAUUUUAAUUUGUACAUAUAGACGACGCAAAAGCUGAAAAAAAAGGAAAAAGAAAAAGAAAAGAAAAGAAAAAAAAAGUCCGAAACAAAUGCAACUUAUCCAAAUGCACUCACUUUUAGACAUUUUAAUGAAGGAUAUCGUUUCUGAUUUCCAUUUCGGUUGAGUUUUGCAAAGUAAUUGCACUCUGAGGCGGUGCAUCUAUCAUCUUGCUUAACAAAACAUUUCGUUGCAUUUUCCUUUUUUGAUCGGCAAAAAGAAAAAAAAAAUUGAGAAAUUACACGUCGCAUUCCACAAUCAACAAUCAAUAUCCUUGCAAGACUAAGAAAAAAAAAUGAUUAAAAAAAUAUUUCAAAAUCUGAAAGAAAACAGGACGACAAAAGCAAAGACAUUACAGAACAAAACGCUAAUUAUUAUACCCUGGGAUAUACCUAACCUAGAUAUUAAUUGCACCUGUCAAAUGUUAUUAUUAAACAGUGUUUAUCAUUUGGAAGAACUUCGUUUCAUUUUCCAAAUUAUCAUUAAUAUUAUUAUCAUCGAUACUAGUUUUAAAAAUAAUAUUCUUAUUGGCAUGAUAUAUUUCUCGUUGUUCAAGUCGAUUCAUUGACAAAUUACUGUACCAAUUAUUAGAUGUCAUCAUGUUUCAAUUUUAAAAAAGAAAAAAAACAAAAAACAAAACAAAAAACACGCAUACACAAACUUUACCAAGUCCCAUCUCAUCCACUAUUUCCCUGUUAUAGCCCUUAAUUGGUUUUCAUCUAAAUACUUUACAAUAGCCACCGCUUGAAUAUACAUUACUCGAGUCCAACUGGUUCCUUAUUCAAAUUUGUGUAGCGUCUCUCCUUGGUUGGACAACGUUUUUCGCUCACCUGUCUCGUGAAUGUUGGCUGUUCUUUGAACGGAUGCAAAAAUACAAUUUCAAAAAAAGGA
Daphnia magna is the source of this 5732-nucleotide messenger RNA. Its product is annotated as acetylcholinesterase. Lineage: Eukaryota; Metazoa; Arthropoda; Branchiopoda; Diplostraca; Daphniidae. The transcript is spliced from 5 exons. Gene Ontology annotation, molecular function: acetylcholinesterase activity. The record is from RefSeq and is a predicted model, not a curated record. Gene Ontology annotation, cellular component: plasma membrane. Gene Ontology annotation, biological process: acetylcholine catabolic process; choline metabolic process. Bases 1091 to 3370 code for a protein of 759 amino acids.